Messenger RNA from Leptosia nina, 1704 nucleotides. The record is from the annotation of a GenBank genome assembly. NCBI's taxonomy places the organism in Eukaryota, Metazoa, Arthropoda, Insecta, Lepidoptera, Pieridae.
AUGCAGCUGUCAAAACUUAAAGAAUACCUAAGAAUGAGCACAAACGAGGACAUGUUUCUUGUCAUCAUUGGAGAUCAAGAUUAUCAAGUUCCGGAGGAUCUUAAGGAUGUUGUAGAGCAAAGCGACUCCAAUAUGCAAGACGCAGACUUGGAAGAAGAAGAGAUCGAUGAAGAGACAUGUAAUUAUGAGAUACAAAAUGAAGAAGAGGUUAGGGACGAACCUUUUGAUUUUAAUACAGUAGAAGUGGUUAAUGAGGGUAUACCGGAGGAAGAGAAUGAAGUAGACAGUAGUGAUGGUAUCACCAGUAGCAAACAAGUACCCAUGGCUACCGAUGAAAUAGUCCUUGACCAACCUUAUGAAAUAGAACUUAAAGAAAUUAAAGACAAUGAAGAAACAAACGAUGAACAAAUUAUCAUUGAAGGAUUGGAUGAAAAUGGAGUUUUACAAUUAGAAAAUGGACAACUCCAGUUACCAGAUGGACAACACAUACUAAUUCAGCAGGAAAACGGGGAGUAUAUACUUCAAGAUUCAUCAAAUUUAAACAUUAUAGAAAUAAAUGGUGAGCAAGUCUUAGUACAGCAAGUCGAUGAAGCUGAUGAAAACCAACAGGAUCAAUCGGAAGCCAAAGAUAACGAUUCUGACACAGAGUAUCGUCCCAGCAAAGAAGAUUUAGAGAUAAGUGAUGAUGAAUUUGUAACACCAAAACGGAGAAAGGAAAAGCCUCGUUCAAAUCCUGUUACUUCAUAUGUCCAAGAAUUAAAAGACACAUACCCUGAAUUGAACGAUGAAGACAAAUUAAUAUCUACGUUGGCUAAGAUUAUGAGAUCGAUAGAACCUCCGCCAUUGCCUGAUAACUUUUGUGCAAUGAACGGCAUGAUGUUUGAAUGCUCUUCAUGUGGAAAGUUCUUCAACAGUAUGCCAGAGGCUGCUCGUCACUAUCAGUACUAUCACGGUGAACGAUAUCUGAUAUGUUUUGCAUGCGGGGCAGAUUUUAGAAAUCCGACAAACCUCUACAAACACGAGAAGGGCUGCACAGUGUAUCCGGAUAUUAUCACUGUUCUAAAGGCUCGUUCUAAACAUCUAAGCAGCAAGGGACGAAGCAGGCCGUACUUCUCCAAAUCACAUGAAAUCCGAAUAGAAAAUAAUAGAUUCCUCUGCAGCCAUUGCCCCGCGUCCUUCACGAGCCGCGUGGGCUUGGACGCCCAUGAGCACGUGCACGCUGGCCAACGCCCCUACCUCUGCAGCUACUGCGUGUGCGCAUACACCUCGCCAUCAGCGCUAUCGCGCCACAUGCGGAAACACCGCGGGGACAUGUUCGUCUGCGAGCACUGCGGGAAACGGUUCCACCAGCGCGCCGCCCUGGACACCCACAUGGAGACGCACCAACCUUUGAGAAAGUUCGCGUGUUCAGAGUGUCCGAAGCGAUUCGCGCAAAAGAACGCCCUCCAACUCCACGUAGACCGCGUCCACCGCGACCUGCCGCCGCCCUGCGCUUGCCAGCUGUGCCCGCGCAGGUACCCGCGGAUGUCGUUACUCAAGCAGCACAUGAAGAAGGCCCACGGAAUGUUGCUCAUGACUCAAAAGAUGUUCUACAAAUCGUUGCCAACAUUAACCCAGUCGCAAGUUGACCAAGCGAAGGUAGUUCUGAAGUCGGAAGUGGAAAAUUACCCCAAAUACGAAAUCCACGACUUAACUGAAACAUGA